CGCGACCAUGUCGUGGUGUUCCCGUUCAUGGCGAAAGGGCACACGCUCCCGCUGCUCCACUUCGCCACGGCGCUCUCCGUGCACCACAAGGGCCUGCGCGUGACCGUGGUCACCACACCGGCGAACCUCGCCUUCGCCCGCAGCCGCGUCCCCUCGUCCGUGCGCUUCGCCGUGCUCCCGUUCCCGUCGCUGCCGCAGCUGCCGGCCGGCGUCGAGUCCACCGACGCCCUGCCCAGCCCGUCCCUCCACCCGACGUUCGUGCAAGCCGCAGCGCUCCUCCAGGAGCCCUUCGCCGAGCUCAUGGCGUCGCUCUCGUCGCCGUCGCCGCCGCUCGUCCUCGUCUCCGACUUCUUCCUCGGGUUCACGCGCCGCGUCGCCGCCGACGCCGGCGUCCGUCACGUCGUGUUCCACGGCAUGUCCUGCUUCGCCACGGCCUUAGCCACGUCGGCCAUGGUGGGGCCGCUGCCCAGCUGCGCCGGGCAGGGCGGCAGCUUCCACGUCCCCCGCAUGCCGGCGCAUCUGACGUUCACGGCGGCGGAGGUCCCUCCAGGUGCGCUGACCAAGACGACGGAUCCCCUGAUGGAUGAGGAUUCCGAGGCGAGCAGCUGGGGCGUCUUGGUCAACAGCUUCACCAAGCUGGACGAGGAGUUCGUGGCGAUCGUCGAGUCGUUCAACCGGCCGGGCGCCCGCGCCUGGCUGGUCGGCCCGCUGUUCCUCUUCGCCGGCGACAUUCUGCAACAGGAUCCCGAGGGCUGCCUCCCCUGGCUCGACGAGCAGUCGGAGCCGGUGGUGUACGUGUCGUUCGGCACGCAGGCUCACGUCGCCGACGAGCAGCUCGGCGAGCUGGCGCGCGGGCUGGUGCAGUCCGGCCACCCCUUCCUCUGGGCCGUGCGGUCAGAGACCUGGUCGCCGCCGGUGGACGUGGGGCCGCACGGCCGCGUCGUCCGCGGGUGGGUUCCGCAGAGGAGCGUGCUGGAGCACCGUGCGGUGGGAGGGUUCGUCAGCCAUUGCGGGUGGAACUCGGUGAUGGAGAGCCUCGCGGCGGGGAAGCCCGUGCUGGCGUGGCCGAUGAUGGCCGAGCAGCCCGUGAACGCGAGGCACGUCGCGGACAUGAUUGGUGCGGGCAUCAGGAUGGACGGUGGUGGCGUCGUCGGCAAAGCCGAGGUGGAGAAGAAGGUCAGGAGGCUGAUGGACGCCGGCGGCGAGGAGGGGCGUAAAAUGCGCGCGAGGGCCGCCUGGGCUCGGCAGGCGGCCAGGUCGGCGGUGAGCGGCGGCGGCACGUCGCGCAUGGCAUUGCUGGAACUGGUGGAAGAGCUGCAGCGAAGCUACGACCGUGAUGCUAUCGGACGGGAAGGGGACAAUACGAAAGCGUAAUUCCCCCGAGUUUGUAAUCCAGUAAUCCCGAGUGGAGAUUUGGUGUUCUCAUUUUGUAAAAAAAUAAUUUAAAAUCCCUAUUUUGAGUUUUAGAAAAGUCUGAAAAUUCUACAUAUAGACAAUGAUAUAUCCCAAAGACUUGCAAAAUAUCAAUUUCAAAUA
Lolium rigidum is the source of this 1536-nucleotide messenger RNA. RefSeq names its product scopoletin glucosyltransferase-like. NCBI's taxonomy places the organism in Eukaryota, Viridiplantae, Streptophyta, Magnoliopsida, Poales, Poaceae. The transcript has a single exon. The record is from RefSeq and is a predicted model, not a curated record. Gene Ontology annotation, molecular function: UDP-glycosyltransferase activity. Bases 28 to 1374 code for a protein of 448 amino acids.